Molecule: messenger RNA, 359 nt
Organism: Tinamus guttatus (white-throated tinamou)
Lineage: Eukaryota; Metazoa; Chordata; Aves; Tinamiformes; Tinamidae
Source: RefSeq, a predicted model, not a curated record
AGCUUUGUUGUAGAACAAGAGCGAGCCAUGGUGUGCAUUCCUUGUAUUGUCAUUCCGAUUCUCCUGUGGGUCUACAAGAAGUUCCUUGAGCCGUACAUCUAUCCCGUUAUCGCACCUUUCAUUAAGCGUGUAUGGCCCAAGAAAGCUGUGCAAGAAACAACGGCCACAAAAAAGGGUCAGGGAGGCGGCACUGGAAACCCACGGGCACCUUCAGCCACAAAAAGAGAUCAGGAGGAUGAAUCUGGAAUUUAUAAAUUUGAAAGCAAUGGGGUUGCAAAUGGAAUUGCUACAAAGGGAGACACAGAUGCUUCUGACAAGAAAACAGAUUAAAUGAAUUUAUUUACAAGGUUUUUCUCCCA